This is a messenger RNA of Onychostoma macrolepis, 792 nucleotides long. RefSeq names its product gastrula zinc finger protein XlCGF8.2DB-like. The record is from RefSeq and is a predicted model, not a curated record. Bases 1 to 792 code for a protein of 263 amino acids. Lineage: Eukaryota; Metazoa; Chordata; Actinopteri; Cypriniformes; Cyprinidae. The transcript is spliced from 2 exons.
AUGCCGCUGAAAGAAGAGAGUGAAGUACUGAAUGAAAUGGAAGAGAAAACUCAGUAUGAAAAACAUCUUGAUUUCAUACCUGGAGAAAAAUCGUUUACUUGCUCACAGACUCAAAGGUCCAAAAAAAAGUUUUCCUCUCAAAAAAGAGCUCAAAAGACAGAAGCUCAAAGUUAUUUCACCUGCCAACAGUGCGGAAAAAGUUUCAAUAGAAAAGAAAACCUUAAAGUCCACACGAGAGUUCACACUGGAGAUAAGCCUUACGUCUGCCAACAGUGUGGAAAAAGUUUCACUCAAAAAGUAAGCCUUACAAUCCAUAUGGGAAUUCACACUGGAGCAACCCUUUUCACCUGCAAACAGUGUGGUAAUAGUUUCACUCAGAAAGGAAGCCUUAAUGUCCACAUGAGAAUUCACACCAGAGAGAGCUCUUUCACCUGCCAGCAGUGUGGAAAAAGUUUCAUUCGAAUAGGAUGCCUUAAAAGCCACAUGAGAAGCUUCUCACGAAAAGAAAGUCUUAAGAAACACAUGAACAUUCACACUGGAGAGAAGCCAUUCGUAUGUUAUCAGUGUGGAAAAGGUUUCACACAAAAACCAACACUUAGUACCCACAUGAGAGGUCACACUGGAGAGAAGCCUUAUACCUGCAAUCUGUGUGGAAAGAGCUUCUCACAAAAAGGAAAUCUUACAACUCAUAUGAGAAUUCACACUGGAGAAAAGCCAUUUGUGUGUGUUCAAUGUGGCAAGAGUUACAGAAGUAAAGUUAACCUUAAUUGCCACAUGAAGAUUCACUCAUGA